CAACACUACUAGCCAACCUGAUCCCUAUCUAUCGGGAAUUUUUUCGACAAAAGCAGCAAGACUACGGGCUGCUGCCUCUUCCUGCCAGAGAAAGACUGAUUGAACUACCAAAGCAAACAACCAGAGAUGAUCAUCAGAGACAUCCAAGCGAGAUUGCUUUGCUUUUUCUUUUCUUGUCCGCGACGAGUUCUCUCCGGGUAGUGUUCCAAGUGGGUAGCGACAUGAGAAAGUGGAACAGCACGAGCUUGAGCACGAGUAUUCCUCCUCUCCGUCUUUCGUGCCGAAGCUCAACCAGCUCUCCGCAAACACUCAUGAUCGAAUCAUCUAUGUCCAAACAUGGCCCCUUACCGGAGUAUAUCAUCGUUCAGUUUUCUCCGGAGACAGAGACACCGUCGAUCGCCAUCGCUUGGCCAAAAGCUGGCCAGUACGGGAGCGACGCCGUUAAACCCUGCGCAUGGCGAAAUUACACGACCAGGGGGCUACCCUUGUCUGUAUCUUUACCGUUGGUACUAGAGACACUUGGUCCAACCGGUCAGUGCAAUGAGCUUGUUGAGUGUACUCCGGUACUGUGGUACACAAGAGAGCAUCCAAAGGAACUUUGCCCGUUCUCUCAAUCAAAUGACAAUCCGAAAAUCUUCCGUAGUGAUGAACAUCUCGGCCGAGGGGCAUAGGAAAUCGGCCGGCGAAGACACCUGCGAGCAAGUCGCAUCUAUUCUCUCUGGCCUAGUAAGGCAACCUAUUUCUCCGCGGCGUUUCUUGGCAAAAUCAUGGUGCUAGUCAUCAUCCCAGUAUUGUAAUCGUCCCAUUUGCCCUUGCUUUGUCGGUGAAGAGACGAGCAAAAAACGUACGGAGUACGUAAUUGCGGCUUGCUGAUCGCGAUGCUCGCGAAUGUAAACACUGAAAAUGACAUCUUGGUUUUGAAGUAUUGUACACGCAGUUUGGCAUGCUCAAGACGUUUGUCCUGCCCAGUUUAUGAUCCAGGAAUCUAGUAACAGCUCU
Messenger RNA from Xylona heveae TC161, 999 nucleotides. RefSeq lists its product as hypothetical. Bases 222 to 671 code for a protein of 149 amino acids. NCBI's taxonomy places the organism in Eukaryota, Fungi, Ascomycota, Xylonomycetes, Xylonales, Xylonaceae. The transcript has 3 exons. The record is from RefSeq and is a predicted model, not a curated record.